AUCAGUGAGAGACAUGGCCAGGGAUGGCGAGGGGAGUGAGCAGACUCCAAUCACUGCUGCUGAUGCCCUGAUAGCUGGGGGAGAAUAAUAAGGGUAACAACAGAGUACUAAGCACGAAUCUGAUGGUAGGAGAAAGAGUAACGCGGUGAGAAGAAGUUCCAUGUGAAGCAGCAUUCCGCCGCCGCCAGAUAGAUGUGUUGUCCGCACGCCUGCACGUAUAGACAUGAACGCCCAGAUGACCAUGGACACUAUCGGCGAUCUGCACGGGGUGAGCCAUGAUCCGGUAUCAUCCACCGCCGAUAUGAUGAGCAGCAGCCCGCACCACCGGGGAUCGGUGAGCCAUCGCAGCAACCACCUGGGUGCUCACCCCAGGUCCAUGGGCAUGGCAUCCCUACUGGACGGAGGAGACUAUCACCAUCACCACCACCACCACCGACCCCCCGACCAUGCCUUAACGGGGCCCCUCCAUCCCACCAUGACCAUGGCUUGUGACACCCCGCCUGGCAUGAGCAUGAGCAGCACCUAUACCACGCUGACCCCCCUGCAGCCCUUGCCCCCCAUUUCCACAGUGUCGGACAAAUUCCCCCAUCACCACCACCACCACCAUCACCACCACCCACAUCAGCGGAUACCGGGCAAUGUCAGCGGCAGUUUCACCCUCAUGAGGGAUGACAGGGGUCUGGCUUCUAUGAACAACCUCUACACCCCUUACCACAAGGAUGUAACUGGUAUGGGACAAAGCCUGUCCCCCCUCUCCGGAUCUGGUCUGGGGAGCAUCCAUAAUUCUCAGCAAGGCUUGCCCCACUAUGCUCACCCCAGUGCCACCAUGCCCUCCGAAAAAAUGCUCACCCCCAAUGGGUUUGAAGCCCAUCACCAAGCCAUGCUGACAAGGCAUGGAGAGCAACAUCUAACCCCGCCAUCCGCUGGCAUGGUGCCUAUGAAUGGGAUCCCCCACCAUCCCCAUGCCCAUUUAAAUGCCCAGGGUCACGGGCAGAUUCUGGGCUCCACCAGGGAGCAAAACAAUUCGUCUGUGACUGGAUCACAAGUCAACAAUGGAAGUAAUUCAGGGCAAAUGGAAGAGAUCAAUACCAAAGAGGUAGCUCAGAGGAUCACCACGGAGCUGAAGCGGUACAGCAUCCCCCAGGCGAUCUUUGCCCAGAGGGUGCUGUGCCGCUCUCAAGGGACCCUCUCAGACCUGCUGAGGAACCCCAAACCUUGGAGCAAACUGAAAUCCGGCCGGGAGACCUUUCGCAGGAUGUGGAAAUGGCUGCAGGAACCUGAAUUCCAGAGGAUGUCAGCUCUUAGGCUUGCAGCUUUGGUACCAGCCGAUCCGGUGUUUCAGCACUCUGGACAGUUGCCUGCAGACUCCCUGGUUAAAAUCGGCUAUCCAUCACAAAGCACCCAGUCUAAUCACUUGUCAUGUAAACGAAAAGAACAAGAUCAUGGUAAAGACAGAGGGAAUACACCAAAAAAGCCAAGGUUGGUCUUCACAGAUGUCCAACGUAGGACUCUCCAUGCAAUAUUCAAAGAAAAUAAACGCCCAUCCAAAGAGUUACAAAUCACAAUUUCACAGCAGCUUGGCUUGGAGCUCAGCACAGUCAGCAAUUUCUUUAUGAAUGCUCGCAGGAGGAGUCUAGAUAAGUGGCAAGAUGACGGCAGUUCGGGAAAUACAUCAUCUUCAUCAAGCACUUGUACCAAAGCAUGAAGGAAACACAAAUAAAAAUACAAAAAUAAAUAAAUAAAAAGAAACUACAACCUCGGUGGAAAAGCUUUAAUACAAAGGACAAGGACCUCAAAAUAACAGGUUUAUACUUUGAGAACUAUUUUAAACCAAAAUUAUUUAUAAGUCCAAAGAAACCAAAGACUCAUUUCUCCUGUAUGGUGAACUUUUAUUCUUAAGACAUUUUUCAGGAGAACGACUUGCAAAAAAAAUAAUAAUAAUGAAACAAAACUCCACUGACCUUACACCUUUAGCCAUCAUCAUCAUCCUCACCGUACUUUGCCGUGUGGUGGUUUGGAACAUCGUGGUCUGUUGUCAUUGAAUGGACAAUUUCUGAUAUGGUCAUUCAUUGCCGCCACACAUUUAAACAUGAAGGUGUAUUGUAAGUCAGUACUGUAUACAAUCCAGUGGUAAGGAAUUUGGUCAUAACUUGUCUGUAGGUUGGGAUAUGGUGUGACCAACAAGUCAUCUUGAGUUUAUUGGAACUGACUGUAAUUGUGUCGUUUGAAACUAGCGGUUUCAAGGCUUGCCGGUGGUGGUCAAAUGACUGAAUGGCACCUAGACCUGUGCAUUCUCUUUGUUUGUUAAGAGUUGUCCAGAAAAUAGAAACACAACCUCUCCCACAAGUGCAACAUACCAAAGAACAUGUUUAGUAUAGUAGUCCAGGUGUUUUAUUCCAGUGAUUUUAAUAUUCCAGUGAUAUUUUUACAUAAUGUUGUAUUAAGAAAUGUAGGUAUAAACUAUUCUAAUUUCUUACAAGAAAAAAAAAAGAAAACUCACAAACAUUCAUUAUAAACAGGACUGUUAUUUGUAAAGACGCAUAAUAAUAGGGAUUUCUUUCUCACCAAAGAUAUUUGAAGGGUACGGUCUACUUGAAUCGAGCACAAAUAUCUAGAGCUUGUAUGAUAUUUUCUUUUUUAUGCUUAUGGAUUGUGUGUGUAUAUAUGCUCAAGUGUGGAUGUCUGUUUGUGUGGGUGUGUGUCCAUCUCAAAAUUAAAACCCGGAUAUACAAUAAUUUUAUUUCUUAGUAAGAUUAGUUUUCAUCAAACUGAGACCAGCAACAUUUUGAAGCUAAUUAUUUCAUGUUUCAACCACCAACCCACCCAAUCCCAAACAAUUUAGCUGCCUUUAUUUCAAAUUAAGUAAUGCAGCCAUACGAUUGAUUACUGUUGCCAAAGUUGACUGCAUGGGGCCAGUGGUAACUGGGGAGACAUGUGUAAGUUUCCGGUUCCCUGCUACAAGAUCUGGUUUGGCGCUGUUUUCUUCAGAAAUGACAAUGCAUACAGUAACAUAACAAUGUGCAUAAUUAUAAUAAUAAAUAUUAGGGCCAGUUGAAGCAUGAAACAAUGACAUUUAAAAAAACAGUGAUAAUCUAUAAACUAAAGUACAGUAUGGCCAAAUGUGAUAUGCUUGUGAUUGACUUGUGAUUUGCUAGUCAAUAGUCAAUAGUUUCAAAGCCCCUGUUUGUUUUAAGGAAAAACCAACCUGGUUCUGCCUUAAAACUCAUUGCUUCUUUAAACCUAGCAACUCUAUUACUGAAAUUACGCUAGUGCCUGCUAAUCACAGGCUAUUGCAUUUGAGUCUAUGUGUUAGAAAGCUUCAUUGUCAUUUCUGUUCUAAAGAUAAGGCUUGAGGAACAUCUGGCAUUCUAGUUACUGUGGAACUAGAAGUCCCAACAUGGCCUGUCAAAAAACAACAAAGAGAACAUGUUGGGAGUUAGAUAUCAAAAAAAUGCCUACAGUACUUUUGCUAUAGAGGCAGCUUAAUUUAAAUAGUAAUUUACAAGCUCAAGUAAAAAAGGUCUCAUUUCGGUGGUGAACUCUCAAUACAAGAUGAUAAAAUAGGUAACCAAUCACUACUUUGCCUAUAAACUAACCUAUCAUACUUUGCCUAUAAACUUUCUUUUUGUAGUCUUAAUUAUAUAAUUCAGAAAUCCAAGGUGACUGCCUAUGUUUUCAUACCACUACAUAUUUGCCAUGUACAAGAAGGUACAUUAUUAUAUUCACUGAGCUAUCAACAGUUCACAGUGAUAUAAAUGCUACAAUUCAUUUAAUUUAUAUUAUUACUUUCAUUUUAUGUUCAUUUUUAAUAAUAUCCUAUUCCAAAAACAAUGUAGCUAGUGUUGCACACACAAACAAAGUAUAGUUUAUUGUUUAAAAGAAAUCCAAGUGUUUAGUUUUAUUUGCAGAAUGGUAAAUAUGGUUUCAUUUCUGUUUGAAAUGUUUUGAGAUGUAAUCAGUCAACUCAUUGCUGAUACCAAAGAGCCCUGUUUCAAUAGCAGUGAUGUUAUACCGAAUACCGGUAUGCAAUUUCAUGGCAUUAAACAAUCCAUAAUUGGUUACCAAAUCCAUAUUACCAGUCUCCUCAGUGCUCAGCCCCAAUAAACCCGAAUUAUUCCUUAACAUAUGGAAAUGAUCAUAGACAAUAAUAUUAUUAUGUUUAGUAGCAGGUGUUUUGGAGCAAAUCUAGCUUAUUAAAACCUGGUUAUAUUGUAUCACCAUAUAAAUUAUGUUUUUCCCUAGCCAAUAUAAUCAGUAAUAACAUAAUCACAGAACAGUCCUUUCAUUUGUAGGAUAUCAAUUAGACCUCAGGACAUUGCCUUUACAUGGUUAUGAUUUGGUACAUGAAUGGGUUAAUAUAACAUUUUCCUUAUGGCAUAGGUCUGCUUAUGUUUAAUAUAUUUGAUAUGUUAAAAUAUAAUUUUGUGCAAUUAGAAAAAAUAUAUACAUUUCCAAAAGUUAGAUCUGAAUUGUUCCGUACCGUUUCGGAGGGGGGAGGUGUUUUUGCUUUUUGAAGGGUUUUUUUUUUGUUAUUUUAAUUUAAAUGUUCAAUCUUUACUGUUGAAUACUUGCUAUACCAAAGAGUCUUAGGACAAGUCCACUCUAUAGAGCUGGAAGGGCAGUGACACAGUAGGGAUCUCUUUUUGUACUUCAGAUCUAAGUUAUAAUAAUAAUAAUUAAAAAAAAACUAUGCAUUUAGCAAACAAAGAGAAAGUACUUUGGCUGUGUUGCCUAAUUAGUGUUCAUGGUGCAUUCAAUUUCCUAUCACAGAGGUCAGUCUGAUUUCAUUGUGCUGGCCUUUUGGUCUAUUGUGGUGUGGUUAGCUAUACAAUACAUUUGGUAACUAUUUCCUAAAACGACAAAGAAGCAAAGAAAUAGCUGCUUCCAUGUAUGAAAAAAAUAAAAUAAAAUAAAAAAAAGUGUAAAGAUCGACUAUUUAUAGUGUGAACCAAAGAUGCUACCUCACUCAAUUUCCAUUUAGUGAUUUUAAUCACAUUGAUGAUACCAAAGAAUACCAAAGAUUUUGUUCAUGCACGGCCUUCGUCUGCCAAAGGCACUCAGCGACCUUUCCCUGAUUUCUGACCCAUGACCCCUGACCUUUGAGAAAUAUAACUCUUUUUUUCCCAUAAAUAUUAUAAUUAACCCCUUCAGGGUCAGAGGUGCUGCAAAGCACCCUUGAGACUGAUGGACUCAAUAGCAGAGAGACCAGAUGGCCUCACAUGAUCAUGGCCUGGCUCAUCAAUUCUCAAUGGUAAUUUUAUCCCCCCCAAAAAAUAAAUAAAUAAAUAAAUCUGUUUUGUUGGACAUGGAUGUUUCAAAAUACCUAGAAUAUAAAAUAGCCAUCUCUGUGGGUUAUCUGCCAAUACGGGAAGGGAUGUUUCAGGAGUUAGCAUGACAGCCUUUUCCAAUGUCCAAGACUCACUCCAAUACAAACAUUGGUUACACAGGCAGACAGCCACAGAAUACAUCAGACACAGAAACUAAACAUCCAUUUAAAGAAGCUGUGGUCUAACAAUAAAUCGUGCUGAUGGCUGUCCAGCCUUCUAUAAGCCAGACCAUGAUCAUUGUCUUUCAAUGGUCAUCUGAUGCCUUCUGUAAAAAAAAAAAAAGUACAUACCAAACCAUUAACAAUGCUUGGGGGAAAAAACAAAGCUUUAAACAAAAAUGUUGCAAACUUUGUAAACUCAUAGGACGAGUGCCUUGCUUAUACCAAAGUGUUAAACCGCUGUUGACCUCUUCUAUCUCACCUUAUACAUCUUUAAAUACCUCAGCCUCUUAGAAAGGCCACUAAUUAAAUAAUAAUAAUACUGAUAAAGGAAUAACUCUUCACCGUGGUGCUUUUGCAGUGCAACCAUGCAAUGAACAUUUCUUUGAUACCAAAGGAUUUUAUUUUACACUCUUCUUCUAUAGCUGAUGAACCAAAGUUUUAGUCUGUCCUAGCUGUUGGCAGUCUCCUCUCUCUCCCCAUCUAUCCUUCUAUCUCUCUGCGCCUAGCUAUCUCGCUUUGAGUACCUAUUGCCUGGAUGUAGGCCGUGCAGUCCUCUUACCAAUUUCUCCAAAUACCUCAUAGUAUAAGAAAUCUUUAGGGUUAUGUUGUAUAGAAAGUCUAUGUGAUAAGACAGAACUUACUAGUUUGGUAAAUGUUAACCUUCAUUCAGAAGCUUUAUAAUGCAUAUUUAUUUUGUACUUCCUUUAUUUCAUUAUUUGAGUUUCUCUAUUGCUCUCUCCAAAGAAAAAAAAAAUCUUCCCCCUGUAAAGAAAGGAAGAGAUAGGUUUAGGACAGGUUGCAAAAUUGAAUGCAAUGAAGAUUUUUAGGUCUUGUUUUGUUUAUUAUUUGUUUUUAAACAAUGACACUUUGUGUUUGAUAUUAGAUAUUUUUUUACAGGGUAAAACAAAAUCAAUUCUAUGUAAAACACAUUUGGUUAUGUUCUUUUUUUUAAUGAACUGUACAUGUCAUAUUUAAUUUAGAUUUUGGUUAUUUAAUCUCUGCAUAAUUUAACUAUUGUAGUUUGAAAAUAGCUGUAUAUAGUCCGUUUCAAAACAACCAAAGUACCAUGUUACAAUCGUUUUGUUUGUUUGCUAAGAUGUAAUGAUGGAGAGAUAUUUUUCUCUUGAUUGUGCAGGGUGUAUAAAGAAAAAUCUUAGCAGAGGCUGAUGUGUGUUUUAAACACUGCCAGAUCCCUAUACCUUUUACUGAUAAAGGUAUUGUUAUCAAACCAAAAAGAAGUCUUUUGUAUGUAUGUAUGUACAUUUUAUGGGUUUUUGUUGUUAAUUUAUUUCUUAGGGGGUUAUUUUGUGGGUAUAACCUGCACAUCCAAAGAAUAUUUCAGAUGUUGUUCAAUGUUAAUCAAGCACUGGCAUUUGUGUGAUUUAUUUCUUAUGAAUUGCUUUGUUUAAGUGUGUAUAUAAAUAUGUAUAAUUUGCCAUAAGCACGGGUAUAGAAAGAAGAAGGCGUCAAACUUGUAUUUGGAUAUUUGCUGAACUUUAUAAAUAAAUUGUCAUUCUAAAUUAAAAUCUGUGGUUUACAGAUGUUGCAGGUAACAAGUUUGGGAUGGGAAUGUUCAUUUUGGUUGCCUCUUGUAUGGCAGAUUAGUUAUGAAGGGCAGCUGGACUGCUACUAAUUAAAAAAUGUGUAAAUAAUUCAAAAGUACAGAGCAUUAAAGGUAAACUAAGGAUAACCCCCCCAAACAAAAUAUAUCCAAAAAUUUGAUAAUUUCUUUGUGACCUUUGAAAAACAUUUUGUUGCUACCCUGCUGGUCCACAAUCUCCGCUGGAUCUGUAGAGACCAAAGAGUUGAUGUAUAAAGCAAUUAAAGGAUUGAAGAAGUAGACCAGUGACGAAGCCAAUCAUCUUUGAGAUAGCAUUUAUUAAACUUCUACACAAGUCCACUUCUCUACUGAUUUCACUUCUUGAUACAUCGACCCCUAAUUAACACAUAGGUGAAGAAAACGGAAAAACGUUAUGGAAACUAGUGCACAUAUAUUUAAAAGAGGUGCUGUAAUCCAUUGAAUGAUUGCUUUCAUGUUCUUAAUAUUACUAGAAAGAAAAAUCACAGAAUACUCUGGGUUACAUAACCUUUUUUGCUAUUUGUGCACUAUUCUUUAUAAAAUGCCUCCCCUUCCACACAUCUCCUAUGACAUUAUGCAAUGCUUAAAUUAACUGCUUGCUGUCACAUCCCUGUUGGAAGGGUUGGUCAAGCAUGAGGCAAGUUUAGAGAAGAUUGACCACUCCAAGAAUUGGUGCACCAAGCGUGUACCAUCCACAUGAUUUCAUAUGUGAGGGUUGUAAUACAUAGCAUUUUCAGAUGCAUGAUUUUUCUACAAUUUUAUCUAUGGCUUUACUUCACCUUUACCCUCUGUUUGUGUCUUUUUGUGUUUUAUUCAAUUUUUUGUAUUUUAUUUUAUUUUUUGUUUUGUUUGCUUUUUUUGUUUACCAUAAUUACCAUAUUACUGAAAUGCAGAUGUGAUAAGUGUCAUUAACUCUUGUAUAAUACUGUGCAUUGAUUUACUGUGCGACAGAGUCUUGUGUUUUGGAAACUGUUCUGACAUCUACAAGGCACACUUAGUAAUCUGCAUCAAUUUGCAGUGACAAUUACUUUGAUGUCAGAAAAUGAAAUAAAUUUCAUCAAUGUA
Molecule: messenger RNA, 8132 nt
Organism: Pseudophryne corroboree (corroboree frog)
Lineage: Eukaryota; Metazoa; Chordata; Amphibia; Anura; Myobatrachidae
Gene: ONECUT1
Product: one cut homeobox 1
Exons: 3
Coding region: 224-1705 (493 amino acids)
Biological process (GO): regulation of transcription by RNA polymerase II
Cellular component (GO): nucleus
Molecular function (GO): RNA polymerase II cis-regulatory region sequence-specific DNA binding; DNA-binding transcription factor activity, RNA polymerase II-specific
Source: RefSeq, a predicted model, not a curated record